Molecule: messenger RNA, 1056 nt
Organism: Colletotrichum phormii
Lineage: Eukaryota; Fungi; Ascomycota; Sordariomycetes; Glomerellales; Glomerellaceae
Product: FAD-binding monooxygenase
Exons: 4
Coding region: 1-1056 (351 amino acids)
Molecular function (GO): FAD binding
Source: RefSeq, a predicted model, not a curated record
AUGGGAUCUUUACCACUUAAUCCUGAUGUCCUGAUCGUCGGCGCGGGUCCUGUAGGACUUUUCGCCGCUUUACGUCUAGGCCAAGCAGGUGUCAGCGUCACUAUACUUAAAGACAGCGGGCUCUCUCAGCUUCCUAGGGCCUGCAUGUUUUAUCCUCAGCCUCAGUUUGCUCUAGCAGAAGCCGGAAUCUGGGAUGCCAUCAUCAAGGGCGGCGGUUUCCGAAGUACUGGCCUUGACAUCCCAAUCAGCAUGCUCAACAUGGCGCAACCGGAGCUCACCAAAGUCUUAAUGGAAAAGGCAACUGAGACAGGACGGGUCCAAGUUCUGUUUAAUAAAGAGUUGGUUUCGAUCCUCAAAGAUGGCACCGACGGAUCCGAAGUCGUUACGAUAGCAGUCAAAGACGUCAAAACUGAGCAAGUGGAGGAGCACACUGCUUCGUUUCUUGUGGGCUCAGAUGGAAACAGGUCCAAGACUAGGUCCUUGCUCGGAAUAUCCUUUCCUGGACACACUUGGCCCGAGAAGCUCAUUGCGACAGAUGUCUGGCUGCAAAACACAGAAGAUAGCCCCGUCACGACAACAAUCUUAAUGGAGCCGGUGCAUUACACCAUCAUCACUCCUCUUACACCACCCGUGAAAGGCGAGGUGACGAAGUGGAGACUUACUUUUGCAGUUGACCCCGAAGAGCUCAAGACCAAGACUGAGGCAGAGCUCCUUUCUGAAGAAUACAUCUCACACCAUUACCAGCGCGCUUGGGCUGGACCACGUCCUUUUACAUACAAGAUCGACAGAGCAGCGACGUACACUAUCCACCAGCGUUUGGCGUCCAAUCUGAGGCGAGGGAGAUGCCUUUUGGCUGGUGACACCGCACAUGUGAACAAUGUCAUUGGCGGCUUGGGUCUGAGCAAUUGUUUAAUGGAAUCUGUUGCUCUUAGCGAUGCUCUCAUCCUGGUCUUGAAAGACGGCAAACCUGUCGACCCGAUCUUGACGAUGUACUCGGAUGAGCGACGUCAGGUCUUCCAAUUCUUCAUUGAUUCAGUUUCUUCCUGGGUAAGUUGA